Phyllostomus hastatus (greater spear-nosed bat) is the source of this 1327-nucleotide messenger RNA. RefSeq names its product zinc finger protein with KRAB and SCAN domains 7-like. The transcript has a single exon. NCBI's taxonomy places the organism in Eukaryota, Metazoa, Chordata, Mammalia, Chiroptera, Phyllostomidae. Gene Ontology annotation, molecular function: RNA polymerase II cis-regulatory region sequence-specific DNA binding; DNA-binding transcription factor activity, RNA polymerase II-specific. The record is from RefSeq and is a predicted model, not a curated record. Gene Ontology annotation, biological process: regulation of transcription by RNA polymerase II. The coding region runs from base 1 to 1137 and encodes 378 amino acids.
AUGAAGUCACAGAAAUUCUAUCAGUGUGAUGAAUGUGGCAAAUCUUUCAAUUGGAGCUCACACCUCACUGGCCAUCAGAGAAUCCACACUGGAGAGAAACCCUAUGAGUGUAUCGAGUGUGGCAAGACCUUCAGGCAGACCUCUCAGCUCAUAGUUCACCUGAGAACCCACACAGGGGAAAAGCCCUAUGAAUGCAGCAAGUGUGGGAAGACCUACUGGCACAGCUCCCAUCUCGUUCAACACCAGAGACACCAUGAUGGGGAGAAACCGUAUACCUGCAAUGAAUGUGGAAAAGCCUUUGCUCAGAGUUCCCAACUCAUUGACCACCAGAGGACCCAUACUGGGGAGAAACCUUAUGAAUGCAGUGACUGUGGGGAGACCUUCAUUCGGAGUAAAAGUCUUGUCCGACAUCAGGUUCUACACACUGGUGAGAAACCCUAUAAGUGUAACGAAUGUGGGAAAGCUUUCUGUUCUAAUAGAAAUCUUACUGACCAUCAGAGAAUUCACACUGGGGAGAAGCCUUAUGAGUGUUUUGAAUGUGGCAAGACCUUCAGUCGGAACAAAUGUCUUACCCGACAUCAAAGUCUCCACACUGAGGAAAAGCCUUACAAGUGCAGGGAGUGUGGGAAAGCCUUCAGUCAGAACUCUCAGCUCGCCGACCAUGAGCAAAUUCAUACUGGAGAAAAGCCUUUUGAAUGCAGUGAGUGUGGGAAGGCAUUCAGCCUGAGUAAAUGUCUUAUUCGACAUCAGAGGCUUCACACAGGUGAAAAGCCCUAUAAAUGCAAUGAGUGUGGAAAAUCCUUCAAUCAAAACUCACACCUCAUCAUACACCAGAGAAUUCACACUGGCGAGAAACCUUAUGAAUGUAGUGAGUGUGGGAAGGUCUUCAGUUACAGCUCCAGUCUAAUGGUACAUCAGAGAACCCAUACUGGGGAGAAACCCUACAAAUGUAACAAUUGUGGGAAAGCCUUUAGUGACAGCUCACAACUCAUUGUGCACCAGAGAGUUCACACUGGCGAGAAACCCUAUGAAUGUGCUGAGUGUGGGAAAGCCUUCAGUCAGCGUUCCACUUUUAACCACCACCAGCGAACUCACACUGGAGAGAAGCAGUCAGGUGUGGCUCGGUCAGCUUCCUGAGGCCUAAGUAUCCAAGACUGAGAGCAAGGCACUUGGCAUUAAGCUUUCUUUGUAAGAAGGGUGUUUACUCUGCCCCCCUGCAGGAGCCAUUAAUGAAAGUGGGCCAUCCUCUGAGUGCUGUCUGCUGGGUCAUGAGGGUGGGAGAGUGGGGAACAGUGUGUUCCCUGCCCACCAUUGUGGACGGAUGGAC